AUGGCUGAAGAACCGCCAGCGUCACCAAAAUCAGCGAAAUUCUUUAUUCCAGAGGGCGUUUACUUUAUAGAGGGCUAUGGAUAUGGUUACUACGAUCUAAACAACCAGUGGGUUUAUUGGUACCCAAGUGACAGCGAUUAUUACGAGAGAGACACCGUCGAGAGCAAGGACAAGGAAAACGGCCGAGACUUCUUCGAUGCUUUGUAUACCAGCAGCCUCGAUAGCCCAGCUGCACCACCGCAGCAUCAGCAACAGCAGCUGCAACAACAACAACAACAGCAGCAACAGCCACAACAACAGCAAGAGCAAGAUAGUACUCUACUUUCACAUCCGCAACACACUCCCCAACAGCACGAUUUGUUCGCUAAUACUCCGCCCCACGAUUCGUUUCAACUGGCCACACAUCAUCACUCAUCCCAGCUCGAUCACCCUUCACAGCAUGAGACCCCUACUUUCUUACAACCACCAACUGAUUCGGUGCAGCACCAGGAUCUUCCAUUCGACGCUCCUAACGCCGAUGUAUAUCCCCCACCCCCAGCAUUUUUAGAAGACGAUCAGCCUCCCUUUUUGCAGCAAGAAUGCUCCCCACAGCCAACUCAACAGGAUCUUUACACUCCACAAGAGGUGCCCCAAGAGCCAAUGUUUUUACAGGAAGCGUACACACCACAGCAGAGUCUUUAUCCAACUCAGCCAAUGGUCCCGCAGCAGCAAUUACACGAAGACACAGCUCAGUUCGAUCCUUAUGUGCCAUUACAGCAGGACUCACGUGAGAUAACACAUCAAGAGCAACAUCAACUGAAUCCUUAUGGGCCACCGGUGGUAGAGCAACCAAAGCAUAACGUGGAACCAUACGCUCCACCACCACCGGUUAUGCAACAAGCGUCACAGGCUAGAACCGAAAAUGUAGGGCACGUAGAGGUUCACGAGGAGGUACAUCACGUCGACGCUUAUGCACCCCCAGUAGUCGAGAAAGCGGUACAUCAGGAUCCUUAUGAUCCACUGACGGUUGUACAGCCAGGUACAUAUGAGCAACCACAACAAGAGGUACAUCAGGUAGAUCCUUAUGCCACAGCACCGGUUGUAGACCAGGCCGUGCAGGAACCGUCACAGCCAGAAUUACAGCAAACGAAUCCUUAUGCCCCAGCACCAACUGUAGAACAGGUGCCGGAGCCAUCACAGCCAGAGGUACAGCAGAUGAACCCUUACGCACCACCACCAGCUGCACAGCAAGGCACCUAUCAGAUAGAUCCAUAUGCUCCAGUGGAAGCGCCAGAAAUACAACAAAAGGCGCCUCCGCAGCAGAACCCUUAUGCGCCACAGCCACCCUCAAUACAAAGAGAUCCGUACUCCCCUCAACCAGCAUCAUUGCAACGGGAAGCACCUCAGUUGGAUGUUUAUUCCCCACCACCAGCGUCUCUGCAUAAACAAGUGCCUACACAAUUGUUACAAAGAGAUCCAUAUUCACCACAGACACUUCAACAAGAGGACCUUUAUGCACCACAGUCAAACUCUCUGAAGCAACAAGGUUCUCAUUAUACACCACCAGCGGCGCUCCAACAGGACCUCUAUUCACCAAAAUACCAGAAACAACCUAGUCUUCAAUCACCACCAUCAGUUCAACAAGGUUAUCUUCCUGGUCCGCCUCCUCCAGCUACCCAGCAUGCCGCUCAACAACCAUCUCACAUACCCCAUGACAAACCUUCAAAUGCACCAAUCAUUUCUUUCGGCUUUGGUGGUAAACUCGUCAUUCACACUCCUUCAAGUGACAGCUUAGAUUCACCAUUCACUAAUUCAGCUGUGAAGAGUACACCAUCGAGUGUUGCUAUAUAUAAUCUAUCUACGCUUUUACCACCAAACUUGGGUGCAAAAUUUCCAGGUCCAUUGUUAGGGAAUACCCAAACGAAGAAAAAUCAAGUGGUUGAGUACCUCGAUGCUAGAAUAUCAGAAGAGGGAUUCACGAACGACCAAUCGAAGUUAACAUUGUUGAGGGUGGUAAAAGUAUUACUUCUCAACAAUGGUGUUUUUAGUUCGAAAAUCAGUCAAGAAAUUCGCCAAGCGUUGUUGCCAGAUUCCGAACCUCGAGAAUCAUCUCAUAAGCGCGCUCCAUCGGGUUUGCAAAUAACAGUACCUGCAGAUGAAACAUCACCACAUAUCAAACCCUUCCCAUCAUCUCAAACGCCAUAUUUGGUCUCAUCCGAGUUGAAUGAUGAAGGUGACUCUACAGUUGCAACGUAUACUACAACAUCCAAAGCGCUGAAUAUCUUACAAGAAUUGCUCGUAAAGGGUCAAAAACGUGAUGCAGUGUAUUUCGCACUUGAGAACCAAAUGUGGUCCCAUGCGCUCAUAAUUUCAAGCUGUGUAGAUAAAGAACUCUGGUCAGAGAGUGUUAAUGCCCUUACAAGUCACGAACUGGGUGAAGGCUGGGAUAGUUUACGUGUCGCUUACAAUCUGUUCGCCGGUACGCUCAAUAAUAGUACACCAAGAGCUUCGAAUUGGAACAUGACUGCUGCAACCUUGGUAUCAAAUCUCGACAGUAUGGAUGCACAAAUCGCAUUGUCGAAUUUGGGUGACAAGCUGAUCAAUGAGGGUGAUAUUCAUGCUGGACAUACCUGCUAUUUGCUUGCAGCUGACACUCAAAAAUUAAAAUUACUUGGAUAUACAGGUGAAGGUAGUGAUAUUGAUGCCUGUCGACUCACUGAGAUACUCGAAUAUGCGUAUAGCUUAAACCCACAACAUAAGAAGGGCGAUUACGUUGGUUUACCCCACUUACAAAGUCACAAAUUGCUACAUGCAUGGGAAUUGACAGAGUUGGAUGAAAUCAGCGAUGCCAAUAGAUACUGCGAAGCUAUUGCAACUACGAUAAAAAUGUCAAAAGGCAGUCCUUACUAUCAUCCAGAUUUGUUCAUUGAGUUGAAGGAACUCUCAGAUAGGCUCUCAUCGAGGGGUGAUAACAACGACAAGUCAUGGAUAACCAAGAAGAUGGUAAGACCAUCAUUAGACACUUUGUGGAACAGCAUGGAAGGUCGUUUAACGAAAUUCAUCGUUGGUAAUGAUGAAGAUUCUCAAACACCAGUCGCAAAAUCUAAUGAAGCGGCUAAAGAUGUCGGACCGUUCGCGCAGUUCACCAGCAUCGAUGAGUCCUCCACUAAUGGUAAAUUAAGCAGAGCGGCAUCGGCUCUCGAUUUACCAAAUUGGAAUGGUAUUAGUGAUAGAAGAGUCUCAGAUAGCCCUGCAUACCUCUCUCCUGAGAUGGUGUACAGUCAGCCAAGAGCGGCUAGUGCCAUGGGAGGAUUAGCUGGUAUGGAUGGUAAUGCUCCGGGUGCUUAUGGACGAGGACCUCCUGUUAGUACAAGUAACAGUCUCAACAGUGGUGCUAGCUUCAAUGAAGAUAUCACUCCUGUAGCCACUUCCUUUGGUGCAGCAACAGCGACAAAUAAAAUGCCACCACCACCACCACCACCAAGUGCUCUCAAAUCUCCAUUCGGUCAUACAGAUGUUCCUAGUGAGGACUUCAAUGCUCCAGAAGAGAUUGAUGAAAAUGAGGGUGGGAACUUCAUCUCAUUGAUGGAUUCAAUGAGUGCACCAAUAAUACCUAGCGCAAACGGGACAGCUUACAUGCCAACGAACAACAGAACGAUCGACGAGAUUGAUGAACUUGACGAAGAUGAUGAUCUAGGAUUCGGCAACGACUCCACCAAGAAAGCGAAAGAAAAGAGAGACAAGGAAUUGAAAGAGAAGGCUGCUGUAAACGGAGGAGGCUUCCAAGCGCCAGCACCAGACCAGGUAACCCAGCCAGGACAGAAAGGGCCGCAGCCAUCCGCCCCACAACCACCACCUGCUCCUGCUUCGGGAUGGUUCAGUAGAUCGAACACGCCAGUACCAGAGGAGAAGAAGCCAGCAGAGAAGAGACCAGAGCUGAAACAGUCCGCUUCGUCAAGUUGGCUGAGUCGCUGGUGGAAGAAGGAUGACCAGCAGGGUAAUGGACCCGUGAAGGCAAAGCUUGGUGAGCAGUCGUCAUUCUAUUACGACCCUGCACAGAAGAGAUGGGUGAACAAGAACUCUGAUGCAUCUUCUGGAAGUUCGCCAAAGAUGCCGCCACCGCCUCCACGCGCAAACACCACAUCGCCGGGCGUCGGUAGACCGCCUGCUGGACGCGGGAGUGCGCUGAAGAACAGCGUCAGUAUGGACCUUAAAGGUGGGCUAAGCAGUAGUAGCGCUACGAGUGCACCACUGCCAGCGCGUUCACCAGUAGCGCCACCUGGGCCACCGGCAGGGCCGCCAACGAGACCGUCGAGUACGACGCCGGGACCUAUGGCAUCAUCGACAUCGCCUCCACCGCCAGGAUCUGGACAGCCAACUGGACGGAAGGCUAAGAAAGGAGGGCGUCCAAAGUAUGUAGCAGUAAAUAUUUAA
This is a messenger RNA of Wallemia mellicola CBS 633.66, 4413 nucleotides long. RefSeq lists its product as hypothetical. Gene Ontology annotation, biological process: Golgi organization; autophagy; COPII vesicle coat assembly. The transcript has 4 exons. Gene Ontology annotation, cellular component: ER to Golgi transport vesicle membrane; endoplasmic reticulum exit site. Bases 1 to 4413 code for a protein of 1470 amino acids. NCBI's taxonomy places the organism in Eukaryota, Fungi, Basidiomycota, Wallemiomycetes, Wallemiales, Wallemiaceae. The record is from RefSeq and is a predicted model, not a curated record.